UUUAUUCAAAUGUGAAUCCAUCCCUCUCAGUUCACUCACCAACUCAAAUCAACUCAUCCACACAACAACCUUUACAUACAACCUGCACAUAAUACCAACAAUGGCCUCUUACACACAUAGCCGAAGUGCGGUGAGAGCUCAGCGACGAGACUCGUCAUCAUCCUCAUCUUCACACACAAUGUCAAACCGCUCAAGACCACGUCUUCUACGCUCAAGCGCAACUGAGCCUUCAAUCACCGUCUCCAAUGCUACUGGAAACUCAUUUGCUGGUCCCGAGUCGCCACACAGAGCAACUGAUCUUCUCAACCGUGUUGCCGUCUAUUCUCCGUCUCCCGAGCAAGCCUCCACCCCAGCGGCAAUCCCACGCCAUAACAGACCCAUGUCCAUCUGCCGUGAUCACCACGAGCACUCUCCUUCCAGCAGCCCUGGAAGCCAAUCCGCCGUCAUGUCCGACUCUCCCUCUGGUUACUACUUUAGCUUUCCCAGCUUUGAGGAGUGGAACCAGGACGACAUCACCAAGGACAAUGAUGAUUGAGCGGUGGCGGAAAGAGAUGGUGAGGGGAUCGAUUAUCAAGACCUCAAACUGAAAAAACGCACACAACAACAUCACUCCAAUAACAACAACAUUCAUUCACCCAACGCCCGCUAGACUCGUAACGAGAUAGCAUUCACUGGCUUUUCCCUGGCGGCUCAAAGAAGAGCCAGCGACAGCGAAAGCCACAAAAAACCCCGAUGGAAGCAGCAAACGCAUCGCCCACCAAUAACAUAUCAACGCCAACCUCUUACUGUAUUGAGAUGAGCCGAGAAUGAGAUUGUGGCGGGCUGAAUGCGCUCUGGGACUAAGGUUUAUUGUUGGGUGGAUCUGGAUUCACGGCGGAAAAGGGCUUCUUGGUAGAAGAGAAGCGACGAACGCUUUUGAAGCCAAGGCUAUGCACGAUGAAUGAGGAAUAGCUGCACUACACUCCCCCUCAAAAAAGGUGGAGUUGAAAGGAAACCAACAAGAGUCUGGGUGAAGCUUAAAAGCCCAUUGACUACAAAAAACACAGAAACGCUUUAGAUCCAUCUGGACAAAGCCUACGAAAAACAGAAAAAAAGAAGGAAAACAGAGUCAGGAAAAACGGAAAAACAGUCAAAAAAGAAACAGACACAUCGUGUGUAUAGCAUGGCAACUCAUCAGUUAAAUCUCAUAGCCUAUAUAAAUCAUAGAACAGUUACCAAGAUAUAGAAAAAAAUCAUAUAAUGACA
Molecule: messenger RNA, 1245 nt
Organism: Fusarium graminearum PH-1
Lineage: Eukaryota; Fungi; Ascomycota; Sordariomycetes; Hypocreales; Nectriaceae
Exons: 2
Coding region: 101-535 (144 amino acids)
Source: RefSeq, a predicted model, not a curated record